GAGGCAUGAGGAGAAAAAAAAAUGGAAAAUGAGAGGUGAAAAUUGAAUAAUGCAUGUUAGGAUAUGGUCAUAUCUUAACUAACUUUCACCAAAUUUCCCCUAUGCAUCAAACACAAUGAGAUGUAGUGCAUUUAUUGCCAUAAAUUUUCUCCAUACUAAUUGAGAGUACUUUCUCCUAUAGGCAUUUCCUCUAACCCUGCCCACAAAUAAGGCAAGGUUUUUGGCCUUUUUUCUCCCCUUCAAUUUGUCUCCUCCAUAUCAAUAUUCCAAAUCUUUCAACAAAACAAAAAGGGCUCCUUAAUCUCCGUACAACAACGACAAUAACAACUAUGCCUCUGUUCCAAACAGAUUACGAUAGCCUUUGUUAAGCCACAAUGACAAUGAUUCCUCAACAAUAUUAACAAAAUUGUCUCAAUUGUAUUGCCAAUUUCUUCAUCAUGAUGACUACUAAGAAUGAGAAGAAAGGCAAUAUUUUGAUGCAAAGGUAUGAGAUUGGGAAAUUGCUUGGGCAGGGCACAUUUGCCAAAGUAUACCAUGCUAGAAAUCUCAAAACAGGGCAGAGUGUUGCUAUUAAGGUGAUUGACAAAGAGAAGAUUAUGAAGGUUGGGUUAAUUGAUCAAACCAAACGUGAAAUCUCCGUCAUGAGGCUAAUCAAACACCCAAAUAUUGUCCAGCUCUAUGAGGUUAUGGCUAGCAAAACAAAAAUAUACUUUGCUAUGGAAUAUGUUAGAGGUGGUGAACUUUUCAAUAAGGUUGCUAAAGGCAGACUUAAAGAAGAUGCUGCAAGAAAAUACUUUCAACAAUUAAUCGCUGCAGUCGAUUUUUGUCAUAGCCGUGAUGUCUAUCACCGUGAUCUCAAGCCUGAAAAUCUCCUCCUUGACGAAGGUGGCAACCUGAAAGUCUCGGAUUUUGGUCUGAGUGCAUUGUUCGAUUCGAAAAGGCAAGAUGGUCUCCUCCACACAACGUGUGGAACACCGGCUUAUGUUGCACCAGAGGUGAUCAACAAGAGAGGUUAUGAUGGUGAAAAGGCUGAUAUUUGGUCAUGUGGUGUUGUUUUAUUUGUCCUGUUAGCAGGUUAUUUGCCAUUCCAUGACCAAAAUCUUAUGGAAAUGUACAAAAAAAUAAGCAAAGCAGAAUUCAAAUGUCCACAAUGGUUCCAUCCAGAGGUAAGAAAGCUACUCUCAAGGAUUCUUGAUCCAAAUCCAGGAUCAAGAAUCACCUUAAUUAAGCUCAUGGAUAAUUCUUGGUUCAAAAAAGGAUUCAAACAAAUUGAUAAAACCCCAAAUCCAGGGAAAGAUCAACGUGAAUCCCCUCGUAGUGUUUUCGAUAUUGAGGACAAUAAUUCAGAUGGAGAGGGACCUUCCAAUCCCCAAAAAAAUCAAGAUUCCACAACAAUGAAGCCUACUUGCUUAAAUGCAUUUGAUAUCAUUUCUCUUUCCCCUGGUUUCGAUCUUUCUGGAUUAUUCGAAAAGGAGAAAGAGAGAAGAUCAGAAGCGCGAUUCACAGCGAAAAAACCAGCUUCUAUAAUAGUAUCAAAAUUGGAAGAAGUAGCAUCAAAUGAGAGUUUUAAUAUAAUGAAAAAAGAUGGGACAGUAACAAUGCAGAGUAUUAAAGAAGGAAGAAAAGGGCAACUAGCAAUUGAUGCAGAGAUAUUCGAAAUUACGCCUUCUUUUCAUGUUGUGGAAGUGAGUAAAAAAUCAGGGGAUACAAUGGAAUACAAGAAAUUCUUUGAUCAGGGAUUGAAAACUUCACUUAAAGAUAUUGUUUGGACAUGGCAAGAUGGUGAGCAACAAGUUGAAAAUCAAGAAAGAAUUUGAUCAUCUUUUUUGUUUGUUAUUAUAAUGAAAAUUUUCAUUUCUUUCUUGUUUGUAUUUAUAUUUUGUUUUGUUUUUGUUUUGUUUUGGGAAGGAGGAGAAAGGGGUAACUGGAGAUACCUUGAAUUUUCUUGUUUUUGAUUGAUUAGAGUAUUGUAUAUUGUACAGGUC
This is a messenger RNA of Solanum tuberosum (potato), 1985 nucleotides long. Its product is annotated as CBL-interacting serine/threonine-protein kinase 20. The transcript has 2 exons. The coding region runs from base 438 to 1817 and encodes 459 amino acids. Gene Ontology annotation, molecular function: ATP binding; protein serine/threonine kinase activity. Gene Ontology annotation, biological process: signal transduction; protein phosphorylation. The record is from RefSeq and is a predicted model, not a curated record. Lineage: Eukaryota; Viridiplantae; Streptophyta; Magnoliopsida; Solanales; Solanaceae.